This is a messenger RNA of Oikopleura dioica, 1065 nucleotides long. The record is from the annotation of a GenBank genome assembly. Lineage: Eukaryota; Metazoa; Chordata; Appendicularia; Copelata; Oikopleuridae.
AUGAAUGCGGCAUUGCUAUCACAGAUCCAAAAUGGGAAGGGACUCAAAAAAGUACCCGAUCACGCGAAAAAUGACAGAUCGGCAGUAGUAGGAGCGGGACAAGUAUCUGGAGAGUCGAAUAAUAACUCGCAAGCCAAAAGCCGCGGGCCUCCGAUGCCACCAGGCGGAGGGAGAAAGGGACCAUCACCGGGCGGCCCUCCGAUGCCCGGCCUUGGUGGAAUUCGAGCUCAAUUAAAUGCACAGUUCGGUGGCUCUUCAAGUGCCCCAUCUGGUGGAUAUAAAGCGCAACCAGCACCGCCUCCUAAUUUCAAAAAGCCAAAUGGUUUCCCAGCUCCUCCUCCACCAAGUUACGGGUCAAAUUCAACUGGAUCAACUCAAAUAAGAGGCCCAGCUCCUAGGGUCCCUCCUCCGGGAAAUAAGUGGGGAAGCCCACCACCUCCACCUCCCCCAAGCUCUGGCAAACCAACAGGAUCAGCUCCUCCCCCUUCUCCGAAUUCAAAUAAGCCUGGCUACAGACCUGGUGCAGCUGCUGCAGUUUCAGCGCCGAAUCCACCUCCACCUUAUAACAGUGGAAGAACGUUGCCUAGAGUCACUCAAAGUCAGCAAAGGCAAUUCCCUCCUCCGCCAGCUCCAUCGAACAAUAGGCAAUUCCCUCCACCAAGUUCUGGAAGAGCAGGCCCACCACCUCCUCCAAGCAGAGAUCCAGGGACAAGAACGACGGGAGGAAGUGUUCGUCCACCAGCUCCGCCACCACCAACUCAGUAUGGCAGCCAGCAAAGAAAUUUCCCAGCACCAUCUGCAGCAUCAAAAGCACCACAACUGAAUAGGCCGCCUCCACCAGCUCCACCAAUUCAUACCUCCCCAGUUCAAUCUUCAAAGAGUUCUAUUGACAACGCAGUGUUCACGGAGAUUCGUAAUCUACCAAGGCCCGAUGUCUACAGACGGCCGGCCGCAUCGGCUUAUCCCUCCGAGAGCCGUAAUGCACCGUCGCGUACAGCGCCAAAACCGCCAGAUGCAGAAACAUACGGACGGUAUCUUGUCCCGAAAACAAGGCCACUGAGGUAA